AUGCCCCGGAACGUCUUCUCCGUCCCCAUCUUCUUCAUCGUCUUUCGCGAGACCCUCGAGGCCGCCAUCAUCGUCUCGGUCCUCCUCGGUCUCGUCGAACAGAUCGUCCAUGAGGACCCGAGCCUGAUCCCCGGCGCUGUCCCCCCCGCCGUCGGCACCCUCACCCCCGAGGGCGAGAACGAGAAGCGGAACAGCGCCGACAAUGGCUCCAACAGCGCCGAGCUCCCCCAGCUUUCAGCGGGCGAGACCGCGCAGGCGGAUCACAAGCGGCUCCUCCGCAAGAUGCGGAUCUACAUCUUCUCGGGCGCAUUCCUCGGUCUCUUCCUCGCACUCGCCAUCGGCGCUGCCUUCAUCGCCGUCUGGUUCACCCAGGCAAGCGACUUGUGGGCCAAGUCCGAGGAACUUUGGGAAGGUAUCUUCGAGCUCGUGGCUUCGCUUAUCAUCUUCGUCAUGGGUGUUUCCAUGCUCAAGAUGGACCGCGCUAAGGCGAAGUGGCGCGUAAAGCUCCAGCGCGCGUUCUCUGGCAAAGCUGUUGACAAGGGCGCAAAGACGGGCAAGUACGUCCUGUUCAUCCUUCCCUUGAUCACUGUGCUCCGUGAAGGUAUGGAGGCCGUCGUCUUCGUUGGCGGUGUCUCUCUCGGCCAGCCCGCAACUGCUAUCCCGAUUGCCGCCAUCGUCGGUCUCAUCUGCGGUCUCAUCUGUGGUUACCUCAUCUACGCGUUCGCUAGCAGGACCACGCUCACCAUCUUCAUGGUCGUGAUGACGAACUUCCUCCUGCUCAUCGGCGCCGGUCUCUUCUCCAAGGCCGUCUGGGCAUUCCAGACCAACGCCUUCAACCACCUGCUCGGCGCGGAUGUCGACGACGCAGGAGGUGACGGCCCCGGUUCGUACGACGUGCGCGGGAGUGUGUGGCACCUCGACUGCUGCAACCCCGAGAACAACUUCGACUCGGACGGCUGGUCGAUCUUCUCCGCGAUUUUCGGGUGGACGAACUCGGCGACGAUCGGCUCCGUGCUCUCCUACGUCUUCUACUGGAUUGCGGUUAUCGCGGUGCUCAUCGUGCUCAAGUUCCGCGAGGGCCGCACGCGCCUCUUCGGCAAGGAGAGCGCUAUGGGUCGCAAGCGUCGCGAGCGCCAGGAGGCGCGUGACGCCACCCUUCCGGCCUCGCAGUGAGCGGGUGCGCUGUAGUGUGGUAUGGUAAAAUUAUGAUUACGGUCACGGUCAUGGUGUAGACGUCCUUACGAUUUCUCA
Molecule: messenger RNA, 1251 nt
Organism: Trametes versicolor FP-101664 SS1
Lineage: Eukaryota; Fungi; Basidiomycota; Agaricomycetes; Polyporales; Polyporaceae
Product: iron permease FTR1
Exons: 6
Coding region: 1-1173 (390 amino acids)
Biological process (GO): iron ion transmembrane transport
Cellular component (GO): plasma membrane; high-affinity iron permease complex
Molecular function (GO): ferrous iron transmembrane transporter activity
Source: RefSeq, a predicted model, not a curated record